AUGACCUAUCCGCAUCAUUCUACGCAUUCGCUACAGCCGCUUGAUGUUGGAAUGCAGGAUGAUCAGCUCGCUAAGCAAGCCGAUAUACAGCUUCAAAAUGAUUUCAGUAUUGCUCAACAAGGCAAGAAAAGGGCCCUGAGCACUCUAAAGGUCAAGAAAUCGAAAGAUAUCAUUCCUGUAGAUACUGAGGUUGUUGGUAUAACUACAACCGCACCACCCCUCGCAUGGUAUGACAAAGUCCCAUUUUCACAACAACAAAUCACCCAGUCUACAAUGCGCCUUAGCACAGACGAAUCCUUCCACUUCGAACUCCUCCGUCUCCUCGCUCACUCUAGCUAUGGCGGUGCCGACGUGGGCGAGACCCUCACCAUGAGCUCCGAAAUUACCCUAGGCGACUUCGAGUCCUCCCCCGUCUUCAACAAAAGAGCAGACCGUAUUGUCGAACAACGAAAGAAAAUGACAAAUGACAUCUCCAUCCGCGAUGCCAUGUUCCGCGCGACUACCUACUACCGCGCGGCGGAUUUUUACAUCCACGGGAACUGA
Molecule: messenger RNA, 543 nt
Organism: Aspergillus affinis
Lineage: Eukaryota; Fungi; Ascomycota; Eurotiomycetes; Eurotiales; Aspergillaceae
Exons: 2
Coding region: 1-543 (180 amino acids)
Source: RefSeq, a predicted model, not a curated record